ACGCGCGUCUGGCUCCCUCGUGUGGAGCUGGUGAGUAACCGCACCCUGGUCCGUCGCAGAAACAUCGCGCAGUGUGGUGCAUCAUCAACACCAGACGCACAACCACAAGAUCACCAACAGCAAUAAUGCUUUUCUACUCGUUUUUCAAGUCUUUGGUGGGGAAGGACGUGGUGGUGGAGCUCAAGAAUGACCUGAGCAUCUGUGGAACGCUUCAUUCUGUUGACCAGUACCUGAACAUUAAGCUCACAGACAUCAGUGUCACAGAUCCAGAGAAAUAUCCACACAUGCUGUCUGUGAAAAACUGUUUCAUCCGUGGAUCUGUGGUCCGAUACGUUCAGCUACCUGCAGAUGAAGUGGACACUCAGCUACUGCAAGACGCUGCACGAAAAGAAGCAAUGCAGCAGAAACAGUGAUUUAGCUGCAGGAUGGGGUUUGGUUCCGGGUGGGUGGUGGCGUGGAAAUUUUGUGACAGUUAAUAAUGAGUAGUUUAAGUUUUGAGUUGAUUUCAUUUAAAGGUAAUAAGUACAAUUUGUGCAGCUCUUGUAUGUAAGGAGUAUUGGUCAUUAGCCUCUGCCAUUUCUCAAGAAUUUAAUUGCAUUCCUGACAUUAGUGAUCAAUAUUUUACAGAACUGUAAUUAUUAUAAAUGUUCUUUACCUCACAGGCCCUAUAGGAGGCUUCAUUUGAUAAUGUCUUUUGUUUAGUUUGAAAGAAAUAGAACUAAAUGCAAUGUUGAGCCCAGCAGAGGUAAAAAUCUGUUGUAAUGUUUCUGUUGCAUAAUACGAGCUCUGUUGCUUAUCUUUACAAAAUUAUGACUUCAGGAUUUUUUUAUGCCACUUCAAAAAUAAAAAGCUAUUUUAUUUACAUUUUGACCAA
This is a messenger RNA of Xiphias gladius (swordfish), 874 nucleotides long. It is a transcript of the gene lsm2, whose product is annotated as smx5. The coding region runs from base 126 to 413 and encodes 95 amino acids. Gene Ontology annotation, biological process: mRNA splicing, via spliceosome. Lineage: Eukaryota; Metazoa; Chordata; Actinopteri; Istiophoriformes; Xiphiidae. Gene Ontology annotation, molecular function: RNA binding. The transcript is spliced from 5 exons. The record is from RefSeq and is a predicted model, not a curated record. Gene Ontology annotation, cellular component: U6 snRNP; Lsm1-7-Pat1 complex; U4/U6 x U5 tri-snRNP complex.